Penicillium odoratum is the source of this 195-nucleotide messenger RNA. RefSeq lists its product as uncharacterized. Lineage: Eukaryota; Fungi; Ascomycota; Eurotiomycetes; Eurotiales; Aspergillaceae. Bases 1 to 195 code for a protein of 64 amino acids. The transcript has a single exon. The record is from RefSeq and is a predicted model, not a curated record.
AUGGUCGAAGGCCUUACCCGAUAUCAAAGCGCACUUCCAAGCGACGCCACUGUCGCUCACGAUAGGCAAUCCCUCAACGAUCUGGCCAUGACCAAUCCGAAAACAAUUCUUCACCCCGAGAAUGGAGGCUACUACCUCAAAGCCACGACGAAGAGGCCAUUGCCAUCGCUGGUGACGACCUAUGCAAGGAGCUAG